Messenger RNA from Oryza sativa Japonica Group (Japanese rice), 2390 nucleotides. Its product is annotated as factor of DNA methylation 1. Gene Ontology annotation, biological process: gene silencing by siRNA-directed DNA methylation. Lineage: Eukaryota; Viridiplantae; Streptophyta; Magnoliopsida; Poales; Poaceae. The record is from RefSeq and is a predicted model, not a curated record.
GCAGGUGUGGCCUCCACAUUAUUAAUUCCUCCUCUCCUCUCCUCUCCUUCCUAUAAGAGAGAGGAGGUGGAAGAAAGCAAAGCUUAGAGAGGGAGAGAGAGACGACGUGCUCAUCGAUCUGGUUUUGGUUGGAAGGAGGCGCUUCAGGUCUGCCAUGGAUUUCACCUCCGACGAGUCAGAGCUAAGUGAUGCAGAUAUUGAUGACUAUGCUGACAAGUGCUACAUGGACCUCAAGUCUGGGAAGCCGGUGGUGAGUCUAGGCAAUGAAAAGUUCAGAUGCCCAUUCUGUCUGGGGAAGAAGAAGCAGGACUACCGUUACAACGAGCUACUUCAGCAUGCCAUUGGGGUUGGCGCAUCCAAUCGCGCUCCAAAGGUGAAGGCAAACCACAUGGCCUUGGCCAAUCUUCUCAAGAACGACUAUGCUGAUGCAGCAGGCUCAUUGCCAUCACGACAGGCCAUUGGACCAAGUAAUCCUCCAAGGCCAUUGCAAGAUCAGGAAGCGUAUGUUUGGCCAUGGAUGGGCAUCCUUGCAAAUGUUCCAGCUGAGAAAACAAAGGAGGAUGGAGCUAGUCUGAUGCAGCAGCUAGCUAAUUUCAAUCCCUUGCAGUUUACUGCUGUGCUCUGCUCCGAGGGUAGGUAUACUGGUUAUGCAGUUGUCGGUUUCAGCAAAGAUUGGAUUGGGUUCACGAACGCCUUGGCAUUCCACAACUACUUCAAAUCACAACGUCUGGGUAAAAAGGAUUGGGCAGCACUUGGACAAGAGAAGUACAUCUGUGGAUGGAUGGCAAAAGAAGAGGACUACAAAUCUAGUGACCCAGUUGGUAGGUUUUUGUCAGCAAAUGGUGAUCUGAAGACCGUGUCUGGUCUGGAAAAUGACCUGUCUCGCAAGACUGAGACUCUCAUAGCUAACUUGUCACACCAGAUUACAGCUAAGAGCAAGUAUUUGGUGGAACUGGAAUGCAGAUGCAAUCAAAUGAAUCUCUCUGUUAAAAGGGCAAUGGAAGAAACUGACUUGCUGCACAAAAGUUACAAUGAAGAAAUGCGAAAUAUGCAAUCUGCUGCUCGUGAACAUUCACAGAAAAUAUUUGAAGAGACUGAUCAGCUGAGGAAACAGUUGGAUGAUAAAGAGAAUGCCAUCGAGAGGAGAUCCAAGCAACUAAGCAAGUUUGUUGCUCAAACUGACAUAGAAAGAAGAAAAUUGGAGAGUGAGAUGAAAAAGAACUCUGAGCAAAACGACUCCAUCCACAUGGCUAGAAUCGAGCAACAGAAGUCUGAUAAAAAUGUGCUAAAGCUUGUUGAGAAACACAAGAAAGAGAAGGAGAUUGCUCUGAACAAAAUCCUGCAGUUAGAAAAGCAAUUGGAUGAAAAGCAAAAGCUGGAACUGGAAAUACAACAACUUAGAGGAAGACUGCUGGUGGUCCAACACAUGGAGGGAGAGGGUGUUGAUGUGAAGAAACGUACUGACGAGCUGACUGAGGAACUAAAUGAGAAGAUUGAGGAGAUGGAAUAUAUGGAAGGUCUGAAUCAAACUCUCAUUAUCAAAGAAAGGAAGACAAAUGAUGAACUGCAAGAUGCCAAGAAAGCGCUGAUUUCUGGCUUAUCAGAAUUGUUAGGCCCUCGUAGCACCAUCGGACUCAAGAGAAUGGGCGAGCUGGAUGAGAAACCCUUCCUUGCAGCUUGCAAGAAAAGGUAUGGUACUGCUGACGGUGAAGCUGAAAUAAAAGCUGCUGAAUUUUGCUCCGAGUGGCAAGAAAAUCUGAAGGAUGCCAAUUGGCAUCCGUUCAAGAUUGUUACCAGAGGAGGAAAGACUGAGCAAAUCAUCAAUGAAGAUGAUGAGAAGCUAGUGGGCUUGAAGGAGCAGCUCGGUGACGAGGUCUACAAGGCCGUGACCACGGCGCUGCUGGAGAUCAACGAGUACAAUGCCAGCGGCAGCUACGUGGUGUCAGAGCUGUGGAACAACAAGGAGGACAGGAAGGCCAGCAUGCAGGAGGCCUUGCAGCACGUCCUGGAGCAGUGGAAGCUUCGGAGGCGAAGGAGAUGAAGCACGCCUUUCACUCACACUGGAUUGAACUAAGGCUUUUUGUUCAUGCUUCGUAGUGCUCAGUUAUUUUUUGGAUGGGAUUAUCUUGGCUUAGCUGAAACUGGAAGAUUAUGCAUUGUGUGAUCCUGGUUUCUCGCUCUGAUUGAAAUCGCUGGGAUAAACACAUUAAGGUCAUGAACUACAUUCUGAUAGAAUUAACUUUCUGAUAUUCACUACAUUCUGAUAGAAUUGUGCUGUCAGAGCAUAAAUCUUUUUGGGACAGUAUUAUAAGAAUCUGUUUACUAUUUCUGAGACAAUUCCUUUCCCCGAACUGUUUGAGUUGUUGUUGAUGAUGAUGAUGAUGAUUUCU